AGCAGCAUGACUGGUCUAGCAUUACAUUUUUGUUGCCAACAGUUUAUUGUCGCAUUAAAAACUAUAAAGCAUGCAGAGGCAGGGGUCUUUCUCCCCAUUUCGAAAAAAAAACUAUAAAGCAUAACUUCAAGCACUGAAUGGUACUGAUUACAUAUUCAUACUGAAACAUGUGUUAGUUUUACUAUCAGACUUGUAAUAAUAUGGCUUUGAUUCAUAACUGCAGUUUACGUCAUGGAGGGCAUGGAGGACAAUGAAGAGCACGAUAUGGUGGUUAAUGAAACUUUUAGUAGCGAGGAAGAAGGUUACAAGUACUACAAUGCAUAUGCUAAGUCCAAGGGGUUUGGUGUUAGAAAAGAAGAGCUGACUAAGAAGCCAGGCACGAACAUAGCUUUCCGGCGUCUUUAUGUGUGCUCCAAAGAAGGAUAUCGGGCAAGGAAGCACUUUGAAAAAACUAAACGAAAACGAACACCUCGGCCACUUUCGCGUUGUGGAUGCGGUGCUCGGAUGGAGAUCGAGAUGUCUAUGGAAAGUGGAGAAUGGUUUGUAAAAGAUUUCGUGGUUGAACAUAACCAUCCACUCGCCAUUGGUGAUCAGACAACUUUCAUAAGGUCUCAUCGUGGGUUGAAUGACGCUCAAAAGGCUGAUGCCAUUGAGUAUGGGAUUGGUGGCCUUCGAACACACGAGAUUAUGGAAGUAAUGGAGAAGCAGCAUGGUGGCCCCGAGAAGACAAGAGAAAGAUCCAGAAUUCUUUUACAAGCACAUCACUGAUAGUGAAGGGCACCUGGAAAACAUAUUUUGGGCAGACGCACAGUGUCGGAUGGAUUACGAUGCCUUUGGUGGUGUCGUGGUCUUUGAUAGCACAUACCGUGUGAACAAAUACAAUCUUCCGUUUGUCCCCUUCAUUGGUGUGAACCACCAUCGUAGCACGACUGUGUUUGGAUUUGGUAUUGUGUCAGAUGAGAAAACGAAAU
This is a messenger RNA of Lolium rigidum, 971 nucleotides long. RefSeq names its product protein FAR1-RELATED SEQUENCE 5-like. The coding region runs from base 232 to 768 and encodes 178 amino acids. NCBI's taxonomy places the organism in Eukaryota, Viridiplantae, Streptophyta, Magnoliopsida, Poales, Poaceae. Gene Ontology annotation, biological process: regulation of DNA-templated transcription. Gene Ontology annotation, molecular function: sequence-specific DNA binding; DNA-binding transcription factor activity. The record is from RefSeq and is a predicted model, not a curated record. The transcript is spliced from 2 exons.